AAUUUAUUAUAUUGUGCAAUUUUAACCAAUCACAUAGCCUGUUGGUGGAGCUUAUCAUACAUAAGUAAGAGUGCAUUCUAUAUAUUGACAUAUAUUCUAGGGUAACGAAUAACGACAAGUACCUUCGAGGUUCUGUCCGAAUAAAAAGGGAAAAAUGCUUACCCAAAGAAUCAUUACAAGUGUACCAAAAGUUAUCAAACGUAACAUUGGUAUUCUUGCACCAGCACUUCAAAAAGCUGCGGAUCCUAUACAACAACUUUUCUUAGACAAAAUUCGCGAAUAUUCUGCAAAAAGCGCUGGUGGAAAAUUAGUUGAUGCUACUCCUGAGCUUGAAAAAGAGAGGCAAUCUGAGCUUGAUAGAAUUCGGAGACAAUAUGCUAUAAAGGGUGAUCCAAAAGAUUUCCCAAAAUUUAAAUUUGAAGGUAUGCAAAGUUCUUUUCAAAGCAGGAUCGUAAAGUAAAGAACUGGGCGAACGUAACCAUCUAAGAAGUAUAAAUUUACGAAUUAAAAAAGAACAAGUGUAACACUGGUAUAGAGAUGUCCGUGCUUACCUGUAAAAAUGAAUAAUUUGAUAAUCUGCAAAUAUAUUUUUAUGAACUGAUA
This is a messenger RNA of Bombus terrestris (buff-tailed bumblebee), 603 nucleotides long. RefSeq names its product ATP synthase-coupling factor 6, mitochondrial (gene ATPsynCF6). Bases 155 to 460 code for a protein of 101 amino acids. The record is from RefSeq and is a predicted model, not a curated record. Gene Ontology annotation, biological process: proton motive force-driven ATP synthesis. The transcript is spliced from 4 exons. Gene Ontology annotation, molecular function: proton transmembrane transporter activity. NCBI's taxonomy places the organism in Eukaryota, Metazoa, Arthropoda, Insecta, Hymenoptera, Apidae.